Molecule: messenger RNA, 1532 nt
Organism: Raphanus sativus (radish)
Lineage: Eukaryota; Viridiplantae; Streptophyta; Magnoliopsida; Brassicales; Brassicaceae
Product: probable mediator of RNA polymerase II transcription subunit 26a
Exons: 8
Coding region: 153-1397 (414 amino acids)
Cellular component (GO): nucleus
Source: RefSeq, a predicted model, not a curated record
CUUUUCAAAUUUUCUGGGUAGUUCUUAUGCACUUCCUGGAAGAGUUUGAUCAGGUUCUCAGGAUUCUUUUGACUGGAAAGCCAUGUUCAAAACCUACGUUUUGGAGUUUUCUCUAGGUUUAUUAACCUGAGUUCUAGAUCCAUUUCUUGCAGAUGACGAUUAUGAAACCAUCAGCCUCGUUGGAUACUUGGAGGGACUAUUUCCUACGAGGGGAUUAUGAUAUCUUUGGGAUAAUCGAGCAUGCCAUCAUGGUCGCUGCCACCGAUUCCCCAGAGGAGUUCAAAUCCAGGAGAGACACAAUCAUCAAGCUUCUCUUCUCUUGUCAAGGGAGCAACAACAUUGGAUGUGACGAGCUAUCUAAAGCUGACGACAAAGAGACCAGCAAUGACGGUAAGACAAAUGAUGAGGCUCAUGAAGAAGGUGAGAUGAAACUGAACAAUAGUGAGAUUGUUGAUGAGGUCAUGAGGAUCAAAGAUAUCUUGUUGAACAGACAUGAUGAGCCAUCUGUGUUAUUCGAAUCCCUGACAAAGCUUGCGUCCAUGUCUAUCAGUGUUCAUCUUAUUAAGGAUACUGAAAUCGGAAAGGCUGUUAAUCUCUUGAGGAAACAUGGUUCUGAUAAGAUUAGCAAACGUGCAAAGACUCUUAUUCAAGCUUGGAAAGAGAUGGUGGACCAAUGGAUGAAAAUGCCUAAGGAAGUCGCUGAUGCUGAUGGGACACCAGAGUCUGCAACUUUGUCAAUAGUUGAUGAAGCAGAAAACUUUCCUUCUCUUCCAGAUGACCUAGAUUUUUAUGCUCCUGAACCUACUGCAUUUGAAAUCUCUCAGAUCUUAGAUUCCUUGGACUGCGAUGGAAGUGAGUUAAUAGUAUACUCUUUAGUACUUUAUUCUGUACUUGAAACCCAUCCUAUACAUGUUGACAUUCGUGGUAUGUUUUCAGAUCUUCUUGACAGUGUGGAGCCCAAACAUGAAAGAAGAGUGCAAAGUCGAAUGAUGAGGAGACCUGAUGGUACAUGUGAAGCCAAUGUGAUUGGGAGGGACAAAAAGAAUCAACAGAUGAGGAGAAAAGAAGCUGAUGUUAUGCCUAUGAGGCGCUCAACACAUGUUCUUGAUGAUCCUAGAAGACAACCAAAGCAAACCAGAGGACAAAUGGUACAUGCUACCCAAAGAAAGCCUAUUGUUGUUGCUGACCAGAAGCGGGAAAUUGCUGAAUCUCAACAAGAUAAACACAAAGCUCUUGAUGAUCAAGAGGCCAAGUUUGAGAAUGCAAAGCGGAGACUCAAAGAGAGCUACCAACAACAUGACAAGGCCAAGAGACAGAGAACGAUACAAGUACUGGAAAAUAUCCCAAAUCAAAGAAAAGCCCAGAGACCGCUACUCAAGAGACCCAUGCGAAGAUAGUUACAUUUUUCUUUGGGAUCAUGAUGUUAUUCUAUACAGUUACUAUUUUAGGGUUUUUAUAUAAUGUUUUAUUUGUCUAUUUCCAUGACUGGUUAUUGCUCAUAACAACUUCAUAGUAAAGUAAUCUCUUAGACA